UAUUUUGUUUGUUUUGUGGCUUGGCAACCAUAACGCUAUAACACUCACACUUACAAUUUAAUGUACGAUAUACUUCCAUUGUUUAAAAAUAUUUGUUUUACAUUGCCAUGUGUAACAAUACAACACUGUUAAAAACUUAUUAAAAUUAUUAAAGAAUUACAUCUUUAUAGAAUAAAUAAUAAUAUCAAUCUAUUACAUAAGGAAAAAAAUAUUAAGGUGAAAUAUCAAUAAAUUGUUGUCAUAAUGUCAACAGAUUUUUAUAUACGCUAUUAUGUGGGUCAUAAAGGAAAAUUCGGUCACGAAUUUCUUGAAUUUGAAUUUAGACCUGACGGUAAAUUACGAUACGCAAAUAAUUCAAAUUAUAAAAAUGAUACAAUGAUUCGAAAAGAAGCAUAUGUGCAUCAAUGUGUGAUGGAGGAAUUGAAGAGGAUUAUUCAAGAUUCUGAAAUAAUGCAAGAAGAUGAUUCUUUAUGGCCACAACCAGACCGUGUUGGACGUCAAGAACUAGAAAUAGUAAUUGGUGAUGAACAUAUAUCAUUUACUACUUCAAAAACUGGUUCAUUAUUAGAUGUAAAUCAAUCACGAGAUCCAGAAGGAUUAAGAUGUUUCUAUUAUCUUGUACAAGAUUUGAAAUGCUUAGUAUUUUCUCUUAUUGGACUUCAUUUUAAAAUAAAACCUAUAUAAAUGUAUAAUUAUUAUGUAUUACAAAUUUAAGUAAUCUUAAUUAUUUCAUAUUAAAAAAAUACAUGAUUUAUAAUUAA
Messenger RNA from Apis dorsata (giant honeybee), 761 nucleotides. It is a transcript of the gene mago, whose product is annotated as protein mago nashi homolog. The coding region runs from base 244 to 684 and encodes 146 amino acids. Gene Ontology annotation, cellular component: catalytic step 2 spliceosome; exon-exon junction complex; nucleus. The record is from RefSeq and is a predicted model, not a curated record. Gene Ontology annotation, biological process: RNA splicing. The transcript has 2 exons. NCBI's taxonomy places the organism in Eukaryota, Metazoa, Arthropoda, Insecta, Hymenoptera, Apidae.